Molecule: messenger RNA, 2280 nt
Organism: Lates calcarifer (barramundi perch)
Lineage: Eukaryota; Metazoa; Chordata; Actinopteri; Centropomidae
Product: C-C chemokine receptor type 3-like
Biological process (GO): G protein-coupled receptor signaling pathway; immune response; chemotaxis
Cellular component (GO): membrane
Molecular function (GO): chemokine receptor activity
Source: RefSeq, a predicted model, not a curated record
GUCUUCAGUCAGACAACAAACACAAGCUUCUCUGCUGACCAGACGAUUUUCCUGCUAAUAUUUGAGAUGGAAACUACAACAUAUGAUUACGACUAUGGUAAUUACAGCGAUGAGCAAUACUCUUCGAUCACACCAUGUCGUACUGAGAGUGUCAACAAUCUGGGAGCUCAUCUAUCCAUCCUUUACUACUUUAUGUUUCUCUUCAGUCUUUUUGGCAAUGGGCUGGUCCUGGUCAUCAUCCAUCGGUUUGAGAAGCUGACCACUGUGACCAACAUCUUGCUGCUGAACCUGGUGUUUUCCUCUCUAAUCUUCAUGAGCAGCCUUCCCUUUAUGGCAGUCUACAUGCAGCUCUCCAACUGGAUCUUUGGCAAGGUUAUGUGCAAGAUUGUGGGCAGCGUCUACUAUCUGGGCUUCUACAGUUCUGUCCUCUUUCUAACCCUUCUGACCUUCGACCGACACCUUGCUGUUGUGUACUCUUUGGGUGCAUCACGAGUGAGAAACAGAGGCUAUGCUCUAAUGUCCUGUGCUGUGGUAUGGCUGAUCAGCAGCCUGGCAUGCAUCAAGCCAAUGAUUCUCCACAACACUUUUAUUCAUUUCAUCAACAACAAAACACACUGUCAGGAGUAUCAGGUGAUUUAUCCUUAUGUUAAUGUGGAGCAGCUGAGAACAUCUGGAUUUUAUCUCCAGCUUUUCCUUUUCUUGAUCUUCCCUCUGGUUGUUAUUAUCUACUGUUACACUAGGAUUGCAAUCACUGUGCUAUCAUCCAGGAUAGUCACCAAGUUCAAGACAGUCAGGCUGAUAUUCAUCAUUGUCCUAUUGUUUUUCAUGUGCUGGACCCCAUUCAACAUUGUAAUGCUGAUGCACGAUGAAAACUCUACCUGUGAGGAAAAGCAGAAAAGGAAAUAUGCACUUCAAGUCACUCGUAACAUUGCCUACAUUUACUUUUGCUUCAGUCCAAUCUUCUAUACAUUUGUGGGGAAAAAGUUCCAAAACUACUUCAGACAGAUGCUGGUGAAACGCUUCCCAGGGUUAAAGGGACAUAUUUCUGUCAGUCAAAACAGCAGACCCCACGUGUCCACAAAAAGUACGCCAAAUGAGCUUUAGGAUUGGAAAACCCUUUAUUUCUCAGUGUAGCCAUGUGUUCAACUAACUAUGGUUUUACAAACAACUGAAGGAAGUGAUAAGUCAGUUCAGGACUGUCAGGGUGCAGAGAAAUGAAGUCUGAGUAGGGAAACAGUUUUGCCCACAGCAGGAUAAAAGCUGAGAUAACUGUUAUAUGUGCUAAACUCAACUGAGAGACAAAUAUGUGUUGUAUAAGAAUUUCUUGAGACAUAGUGAUACAAAUCAAUACCUACAAUGUGGUUAGCUAAUUUCACUCUUUUCGAUUCUCAAACCAUUGAAAAUGUGUUCUGAAAGUUAGUUGUCAAAUUGCAGCACAAAGAAAGAAACUGUAAACACACUGUCAAGAGCAUACCAAACCAACAAGUGUCAAUAAAACCCUGUGCUACCUUUACACCUGAGCGCUCUGUCAUGGUAGGUAGGAAAGAUGGGAAAAUUAAAAAAAAUUAAAUUUUUUGUUGGGGUGUCGUGGGGCAUCAUUAUAUAGCAAUUUCAUGGUGAUAACUAACAAAGUCACACCUUUUCAUGAACACGUGUCAUUGAUCAGGCUGAAAUUACUGAUUAAAUGUUGCACCCAUCAUAUUUCAGCUGUCUGCAUGUGACAGAAUUUAAAAGUUGGACUGUGGGACAACAUUAGGAAGGAAAGAUCCAUAGUCUCCUACCUCCUAAACAUCUGAACAAACUUUCAACCACCAGCCCUACAUUUUAAUGACUUAGAAUGAAAUACCAAAAGUGGUUUGCACUGCAUUUUUAUAAUGAAUCAAACAUGCACACUCAUUGUCUGGUAAUUUUCCUCAUCGACUUGCCUGCUUGUGACAACAUUUGGUUUUGGUUGUAAUUGUUUUAAUCUUUCGUUGUUUGUCAUCUUUUUUUUCUGUUAAAAGAAGUUUUACUAUGCAUGUUUAUAAUGAAUUUGUAAAAUGAAAAGUCUUGAUAUUGAUGUAGAGAUAAUGUGAUGAUUCGUUGAUUGUGUAGGUAUUCAAGUUUUGUAUAAAUCACAUUUUACAUGUAAAGAAAACAGUGAGCUUUGAGUGAAAAGCUGCAACAUCAAAGGGAGUUAAAAGCUUUAUGCAGUUAGUUGAUUUUUGGCGCUUGUGUUUGCUUGUGUAAUGCUAAGCUAUUUGAUUAAAUCAACACUUUUAAUCAGCAGGCUGCAUGUUU